UUUGCUCCCUUUAAAAAAGCAGAAAAAGAAAAUUAUUUUCAUAAUUUCACACUCCCUACGGCUACGGCUGCCUUAAUACUUCCUUUACCGAUGACACUCACACGGAGAUAAUACAAUUUAAAUUUAUGGUUCUGAAUCUUUCCCUCCCUGGGAAUGUUUUUCCUGCGAGAGCCUUCAAAUUCCUCAGAGUCUCUUCUUUAUUGGGUAUCCACUCAAACACCUGCUUCGACAGUGACCAUUUCUUUUGUAGCUUCAACCCCGUCACUUUCUAUGCAUCUUUGAUUGAUAAUUCAGUCCACAAGAGCCAUUUAAAUCAAAUUCAUGCCCAGUUGCUAGCAUCUGGAUUGCAGUAUAGUGGUUUCUUGAUUACUAAACUCGUUAAUUGUAGUCUGAAUCUCGCGGGAAUUCACUAUGCGCGUAAAUUGUUUGAUUUUUUUCCUGAGCCAGAUGUGUUUUUGUGGAAUGCGAUCAUUAGAUGCUAUUCGAGGCACAGUUUCUUCAAUGAUGCUCUUGAAAUGUAUUCGAGAAUGCAAAUGGCAUGGGUGAGUCACGAUGGUUUCACUUUUCCUCUUGUCCUCAAAGCUUGCAGUGCCUUGCUGGCUCUUGAUGUGGGCCGGGGGAUACAUGGGCAGGUUUUUAGGUGUGGGUUUGAAGGCGAUGUGUUUGUACAGAAUGGUCUCGUGUCAUUUUAUGCCAAAUGUGGUCAGAUUCAGCAAGCUAAUGUCGUUUUUGAUAGGUUAAGUAAUAAGACGAUUGUUUCUUGGACUUCUCUCAUUUCUGGGUAUGCACAGAAUGGGGAGCCGGUUGAAGCUUUGAGGAUUUUCAGUCAAAUGAGAAAAAUGAAUGUCAAUCCUGAUUGGAUCGCUCUCGUGAGUGUCCUUAAGGCGUACACAGAUAUAGAGGACUUGGAACAUGGCAAAUCUAUUCAUGGUUGUGUUAUUAAAAUGGGCCUUGAAUCUGAGAUUGAUUUGCUCAUCUCACUUACUGCCAUGUAUGCAAAAUGCGGGCAAGUUAAAUUUGCUAGGACGUUUUUUGAUCAGGUGGAUGUCCCAAAUUUGAUAUUGUGGAAUGCAAUGAUUUCUGGUUAUGCAAAGAAUGGAUAUGCUGAGGAAGCUUUGGAGCUCUUUCGUCAAAUGAUAACACAGAACUUUAGACCAGAUUCUAUUACUGUGACUUCUGGCAUCUUGGCUUGUGCUCAAAUGGGAUCUCUUGAAUUAGCAAGAUGGAUGAGUGAUUAUGUCAGUAGGACUGAAUUUAGCAAAGAUGUUUUUGUUAACUCUGCCCUCAUUGAUAUGUUUGCAAAAUGUGGUAGUAUCCAUUUGGCUCGCAUCAUUUUUGAUAGAGCAUUGGAUAAAGAUGUCGUUCUGUGGAGUGCAAUGAUCAUGGGAUAUGGAUUGCAUGGUCAUGGCAAAGAAUCCAUUGAUCUUUUUGGAGCAAUGAAGCAAGCUGGGGUGUGCCCAAAUGAUGUCACUUUUGUGGGGCUCCUCACAGCAUGCAAAAAUUCAGGUCUUGUGGAAGAAGGAUGGGAACUUUUCUACCAUAUGAGGGACUAUGGAAUUGAACCACGCCAUCAGCAUUAUGCCUGCGUGGUUGAUCUUCUUGGGCGUAAGGGGUAUUUAGAUCAAGCUUAUAGUUUUAUCAGGAACAUGCCAACUCAACCAGGUAUAAGUGUUUGGGGAGCUCUUUUGAGUGCAUGCAAGAUCCAUCGCAAUGUCACACUAGGAGAGUAUGCUGCUGAGCAGCUUUUCUCAUUGGAUCCUUAUAACACGGGGCAUUACGUUCAGCUGUCAAAUCUUUAUGCUUCAGCUCGCUUGUGGGAUCGUGUUGCGAAGGUACGAGUGCUAAUGAGGGAGAAAGGACUGAACAAGGACACGGGCCAGAGUGUGAUUGAGAUCAAUGGAAAGCUUCAGGCAUUUCAAUUUGGAGAUAAAUCUCAUCCAAGAUCCAGUGAGAUUUAUGAGGAGCUUGAGAAUUUAGAAAGAAAGUUAAAAGAAGCUGGAUUUUCUCCGCAUAAAGAAUCUGUCCUGCAUGAUCUCAACGAUGAAGAAAUUGAAGAAACACUUUGUAAUCACAGUGAAAGGCUGGCAAUUGCUUAUGGGCUUAUCAGUACUUCUCCAGGAACUACACUUAUGAUAACAAAGAAUCUUCGGGCAUGCGUGAACUGCCAUGCAGCAACCAAGCUUAUCUCAAAACUUAUGAAUAGGGAGAUAGUUGUCAGGGAUACUAAUCGUUUUCAUCAUUUUAAGGAUGGACUUUGUUCUUGUGGAGAUUACUGGUGAUAAAAAUGCCUGAACUUUUUUCGGCUUU
Manihot esculenta (cassava) is the source of this 2307-nucleotide messenger RNA. RefSeq names its product pentatricopeptide repeat-containing protein At3g12770. Lineage: Eukaryota; Viridiplantae; Streptophyta; Magnoliopsida; Malpighiales; Euphorbiaceae. The transcript has a single exon. The coding region runs from base 126 to 2279 and encodes 717 amino acids. Gene Ontology annotation, biological process: RNA modification. Gene Ontology annotation, molecular function: RNA binding; protein binding; zinc ion binding. The record is from RefSeq and is a predicted model, not a curated record.